UCGUGACAAAGUUGCCGUGAUACAUGCAGACGUGAUGUUAACUACUCAAACGCUUACACUUAUGGGCUUCUGGAAUUGAGGAGAGAAUAGGGGUGAAAGGGGGAAUGCUCAUCCUGCAUGAUUUUGGUUUGCUUACCGUGUAAAACUACCACAUACCCUUCGAAUUCUCCUGUGGUCAGGGUAAGCUUCUUUCGGGGGGAAUGUGAAUUCCCUGUCAGUCUUACUAUAAACAUUUUGGGUCGCUUUUUACUGGUGAGAUCUGCUGAUAUUCACUCAGCCUCUUGGGAAAAUCGUUUGUUUGAGCAUCAUGCCAUAAUGGAUGGAUGGAGGGUGAUGAGAACGUUUCGACUGGAAUCUUUAAACUUUGCUAUCACGCUUAUUUUGGAUUGUGAUAUAUGACUUGGAUGUGCCAUCGUUUGUUCUCAGACGCGCUGUUAAAAUUGGACACCACGAUUUUACGCGGGAAUUAUGUGCAUGGAUAUGGUAGAAAACUAGAUCGGGAGAAAUGUUCCAUGGUGAAACUACAUGCUUGACACACGGAUACCCCUCUGACUCGCUUAUAUUCCGGGGGCAGCGACGGGCAGGUGCGCGUUGGAAUCGGCGGCUGCGCGAAGCGACUGGGGUCCUGGACUAGAACCGUACCGUCUGAUGAGAGCGCGUGUCAUGCGGACUCAGCUGUCGCGCGCUGUAAGGCUUUAAAACCUGUGGACAGGAGCUGACAGAUAAACUGAUAUGUCCUCUGCCAUGCGGCGCCGCUGGCUUAUGGUGCCUCUGCUCAUGCAGGUGUGGCUGGCAGCAUCUCCGUCCCUCAGCGAGCGUCCAUGCCCCAAGAGCUGUCGCUGCGAUGGGAAAAUUGUCUACUGUGAGUCCAGCGGUUUUCGCGAUGUGCCCAAGAACCUCUCAGGGGGCUGCCAAGGUCUGUCCUUACGCUACAACAGUCUGGUCAGUCUCAGAGCUGGACAGUUUGUGGGCCUCAACCAGCUCAUCUGGCUCUACUUAGACCACAACUACAUUGCCUCUGUAGACGUACUGGCCUUCCAAGGCGUCCGAAGGCUCAAGGAGCUGAUACUGAGCUCAAACAAGAUCACAAUGCUCCACAACACCACUUUCCACCCUGUACCCAACCUCCGCAACCUGGACCUGUCUUACAACAAACUGGCAUCUCUGCAGCCGGGCCAGUUCCAGGGCCUCCGCAAGCUCCUCAGCCUGCACAUGCGCUCCAACUCCUUGAAAAGCAUUCCUGUGCGUCUGUUCCAGGACUGCAGAAACCUGGAGUUCCUGGACCUGGGCUACAACCGCCUGCGCAGCAUCACACGCAACGCCUUCUCAGGCCUGCUGAAGCUGACCGAGCUGCACCUGGAGCACAACCAGUUUUCCAAGAUAAACUUUUCCCACUUCCCACGCCUCUACAACCUGCGGGCGCUGUACCUGCAGUGGAAUCGCAUCCGCUCCAUGAGCCAGGGCCUGACCUGGACCUGGACCUCCCUGCAGAAGCUGGACCUGUCUGGCAAUGAUCUGCAAGAGGUGGAUGCUACAGUCUACCAAUGCUUGCCCAACCUUCAAACACUCAAUCUGGAUUCCAACAAGCUGACCAACGUGUCCCAGGAGACUGUGUCUGCCUGGAUCUCUCUGAUCACCAUCAGCCUGGCGGGGAACGUGUGGGACUGUGGUCCUGUGGUCUGCCCCCUGGUGGUCUGGCUGAGGAACUUCAAGGGGAACAAGGAGAACAACAUGAUAUGCGCUGCCCCCAAGGAAGCGCAGGGAGAGAAGGUCAUGGAUGCUGUUGAGACCCACAGUGUGUGCCGGGAUAACUCAAUCACACCCAUCACGGCCAGCGCCCCACCCACACCAUCUAAUGACCCAGACCAGACAGAGCGCCGCCCAGUCUACCCCACACCACCCACACAAGGUGGGAAGAGGGAGGAGGGAUCCAAAGGAGGCCCUACGUCUCCAGCUGUUACCUCGGUUGUGGCGCCACCACCUGAACAGUUUGAGCCUGUGUCCUUUCACAAGAUAGUGGCGGGGAGCGUUGCCCUGUUCUUGUCUGUGGUGAUGAUCCUGUUGGUGAUCUACGUUUCGUGGAAGCGCUAUCCCAGCAGUGUCAAACAGCUGCAGGAGCACUCGGCCGCAGCUCGUAAGCGUCGGAAAAAAGCCAGAGAGACGGAGCGCACGCUGAGUUCCCCACUGCAGGAGUACUAUGUGGACUACAAGCCCACCAAUUCGGAGGCCAUGGACGUGCUUGUCAAUGGGACUGGCUCCUGCACCUACACCAUCUCAGGCUCCAGGGAAUGCGAGGCCCCGCACCAGAUGGGCGCCCUAACGUACUACCGGUAUGAGCAGCCUAUCGUGGACUACUGCCAAGCCCAUCAGCCCCUGCGGCUCAACAUGGGCUACGAGGGCCCCCCACAGGGCCUGGAGGAGCUGGGGCCACGCGAGAGGGCCACCAUACAGACUGUAGCCCUGCCCACUGUGCCCUCUGCCACCAUGGGGGUGAGGGCCAGGCCCCGCUCACCGCCCUCUAUCCUUAGAGUCCCAUCCGAGGGCACCGGUGGUCCCUUCCCUCCCCCAGAACGCACCACCACGCUCACCUUUGGACGCUAACAGCUGGAGCGAUAGGCUGUCAGUUGAGGCAGGGUGGGGAUGCCACAGAUCCACCAUGACUCUUGAAUAGAGGGCGAUGGAGCGGAGUGGUUCUUUGGGGCCUUUUUUAGCACAUUGGCAUGGGAAGCCACAAGGGGGCCGAGGUGAGGAGAAGAAAACAAAAAAAUAUCAAUUUACAUGGCUAGAUGCCUUUGGCAUCUGGCACCCGGAAUGUGAUCAUUAUGAAGGCUGAUGCAUCCUGGGAGUUCUGCUAUCAUCUCUCUUUAUUUUUCCAAACACUUCAAAGUGGCCCUCCUACUCCCCUCCUCCUGGCUCUUGGGAAACUUGAAACGUGAUGCAACAUGCAUGACACGUUAACAUUAACAUCGCUUUGGUUACAGCUCUGGCCCAUACAGCGACAACAUUGUAGGGUGCCUGCACCAGGGAAUGGAUAAUGACAGUUCUUUCACGCUGUGUUUGGAGUGAAAAAGGAAUGUGCAAUAAACAAGGUUUCUGGAGGAAAAUGAAAUGAGGGAGAUAUAAAGAAAGAGAGACAUCAUGAUACAAAAUCAUGUUUACCAGAGCUCAAAGGCUUGCUGUUAUUCCCAUUCAAAUUGCCAGUCAGCGGCCAUAAUGCUAUCUAAUGGGAAUCAUUAUUUCAUUAAAACGAGCAAAUUUUUCUGAACAGGAGAAUGACGUGGCAAGGGAGAAGAAGUGGAGCAUUGUAUGAUUUCCAUGGAGGUCACAGUCUCGUGCUAAGUUCUAUUCAUGUGCUCAUGUCAUACCAAAGAUGUGUUAUUUUAGAUGUACAUACUAGCAUUUGUUUUCUUUAUACUUUUUGUUUCUGAAAACAUCCAAACUGGUACACAUUAAAUACACGCUUUGGAUGGUUUACUUUUUUAUAAAUGUACAUCUGCCACCUGUAUACAGACGUGUACAACCAAAUCACAUGAUAUGGUCUACGCAGGCUGCCGAGGCCUGUGUCUGUAAAUGGUUGCGGAGCCUACUCCGUUUGCCAAGUUGUCAUUACAAAAAGAUCAUUUGAUGUAGUCCGAUCUAUAGGUAAAAUAUAGCAAGCAUGUGUAAUGGCUUGUCGAGAUUUGGCAGCUGGCUGGAAUUGGCCCACCAUGUAUUAUACUCUCUAUGAUCCGGGGAAUUCGUGGGUUGAUAUCUAUCUCAUUAAAUCCUUUAAAUGGAAUAGCUGGAAGUGAAGUAUUAGGGCAGAAUGAAGCUCUUUAAAAUGCCAAUGCUUUGCGAUGCUCAGUUUGAUCAAAUUGGGCAAAGCAGUUAACAAGGAUGUCUGCAGGUCCUUCGAGGGACGUCAACUGAAGGUUGAAUCUCUUACCACCUGUGAAGGCCUAGCAAGCCAUUUUACAUAUUUGAUUUCUCAAAGCAAUGCUUCAUUUUCUUGUAACUGUUUGUGAGGUGACCGGUAGGUUGGUAUUCUGGUGGGUUGGUGAUGUACUGCUCCUGUGCUGCCCACUACUCCCUCAGAGACAGUGCAGACACAGAGCCCAGUGCCUCGUGGGGGCUUGUUGGACUGGCUGACACGUUGAUGUUCCUUCGACCUCCAGAUGAACUCACUGACUGUGGUGAACUGCCACUGGGGAUGGAUAUUGCCUGUUAACAACACAGACAUUUGCCAGCCAGUGUGCCUGACAGUGUUCGGACUCUAACCAGAUGAAUGUGGACACUCUCUCUGUCACCCAUGGCCACUAUUGGACAUCCUUAACCAUUGAUUGAUGGAGUUGAUGAUGGACUUGAACAUUUGUUGUGGUUGCUUUCAACCGGCAUCCCCCACCCUCCAAUACUCCCCAUGUCCAAAUAACAACAUGCUAUGGUAAUUUUUGUAUCUGUCUGGAUAAUUGUCUGUGGUCAUCACUGGCCUGCCACAGGAGAAGGUAAGGGCCGGGAUAUGGAUUGGAAAGGGGGGUAUGCUUUUGUGAUGUUUCUUGACCUGGGAGCAAAAGUGACACUUUUUGAGAUGAUCAAAGAUGUCAAGAAAUUCUAUAAAAUACUCAAUCAAAAGGACAAAAUCCAUCUGGACUUAUGUGUCUUGUAAAUAUAGAAAAAAGUUACAUAUUUCACUUCUUCUGAAACACAAACUGCUUGUGGCCAGAAGAGGAGCCUUAUCCACAAACCAGUGUGAGGAAGGGAGUCUGUCCUGAAGAUGGCUUUGGGAGGGAGGUGAUGAUUCCCACCAUUUGCUCUGCUCUCCUUGUUUUAAUGAUGAAUAUGUUUCUAAUUGCUCCCACAUCCCUCCAUCACAUCCCUCCAUCCCGUCCCUCCAUCACAUCCCUCCAUCACAUCCCUCCAUACCAUCCCUCCAUCACAUCCCUCCAUCACGUCCCUCCAUCACGUCCCUCCAUCAUGUCCCUCCAUCAUGUCCCUCCAUCACGUCCCUCCAUCAUGUCCCUCCACCACGUCCCUCCAUCAUGUCCCUCCAUCAUGUCCCUCCAUCACGUCCCUCCAUCAUGUCCCUCCAUCACGUCCCUCCAUCAUGUCCCUCCAUCAUGUCCCUCCAUCACGUCCCUCCAUCAUGUCCCUCCAUCACGUCCCUCCAUCACAUCCCUCCAUCACAUCCCCCCAUCACAUCCCUCCAUCAUGUCCCUCCAUCAUGUCCCUCCACCACGUCCCUCCACCAAGUCACCAUUCUUGCAGAGAAUGGUCACACCCCCUACCAGAACCACACAUUACAGAGAUAAUGAAAGCCCUAACAUAAUGAUUUGAAGUGUCAAUAAUUUAAAGUGUCUGGCCUGUAGUAGAGUAUUUUUCAUAGCAAGCUUCAAAUAAGCCGCGGUUGCUAUUAUUAUUACUUCAUUCUCACCCCCAUGUUCUUUGUACAAGUCAUUCUUUCGACACAAGUUAUUUAGAAACAUUUUUUGUUGUGCCAUGAUAACUUUUUUUUUCAUUUAAUAAUUUACCAACCCCUAAGCAAACACAGGAAUAAUGCUCUUAUAAUGAUAUCAUGAUCUAGAGUUUUUUUCAGAUAUGCCCCACAUAUUACAUAAAAACUGUCGGUUUACUCAAAAUGGUUUCUGACUGCAGUACUGGUUUGAGUUUAAAUUGUAAUAAAUGUUGAGCAAAUGUCUCACUCUAAGUUCUAUCAACAUCUUGCCUUACUCUUUAUAACUCCCCUGCCCCCUGCCAUCUCCCUGGCCUGGAUCUCAUAACUCCCCUGCCAUCUCCCUGGCCUGGAUCUCAUAACUCCCCUGCCCCCUACCAUCUCCCUGGCCUGAAUCUGAUACCUCCCCUGCCCCCUGCCAUCUCCCUGGCCUGGAUCUCAUAACUCCCCUGCCAGCUCCCUGGCCUGGAUCUCAUAACUCCCCUGCCAUCUCCCUGGCCUGGAUCUCAUAACUCCCCUGCCAUCUCCCUGGCCUGGAUCUCAUAACUCCCCUGCCAUCUCCCUGGCCUGGAUCUCAUAACUCCCCUGCCCCCUACCAUCUCCCUGGCCUGAAUCUGAAUCUGAUACCUCCCCUGCCCCCUGCCAUCAACCUGGCCUGGAUCUGAUACCUCCCCUGCCCCUGCCAUUUCCCUGGCCUGGAUCUGAUACCUCCCCUGCCAUCUCCCUGGCCUGGAUCUCAUAACUCCCCUGCCAUCUCCCUGGCCUGGAUCUCAUAACUCCCCUGCCAUCUCCCUGGCCUGGAUCUCAUAACUCCCCUGCCCCCUACCAUCUCCCUGGCCUGAAUCUGAUACCUCCCCUGUCCCUGCCAUCUCCCUGGCCUGGAUGUAAUACCUCCCCUGCCCCCUGCCAUCUCCCUGGCCUGGAUCUGCUACCUCCCCUGCCAUCUCCUUGACCUGGAUCUGAUACCUCCCCUGCCCCCUGCCAUC
This is a messenger RNA of Oncorhynchus keta (chum salmon), 6411 nucleotides long. Its product is annotated as leucine-rich repeat transmembrane neuronal protein 4. Gene Ontology annotation, molecular function: protein binding. The coding region runs from base 733 to 2601 and encodes 622 amino acids. The record is from RefSeq and is a predicted model, not a curated record. The transcript has 3 exons. NCBI's taxonomy places the organism in Eukaryota, Metazoa, Chordata, Actinopteri, Salmoniformes, Salmonidae.